AAACUUAGCUGUCACAAUACAAUCAAAACCGUCAAUCAGCGUGAUCAUACACUGACUUUGAUUAUUUUGCUUCUAUUUCAAUGUCUCCUAAACCCACGUUAUUGUGUGCUGGUAUAAAGAGACAUCAUGUAUGAUGUUGCCUGGAUCACAUUGCUGCUCGCACUAACAAUUGGGCAAAUCAGCCAUACACAAGCAGCAGGGCUUGCAGAAUGUCCUGGAAUCACCCUAAAGAGAAUGGGCUGCUUCAAAGACAAGAAACAACCACGAGCACUUCCCAAGAUGUUGCUCACGGAUCGGGACCCAACAGACAAGGUGUCCAGUGGUAUCACAAUCGAUUGGAAGAACUGGGACGACUAUCUAAAGGGUUUUAUUUGUAGAUGUGCGAAGUCGGCCAUCUCAGAGGGUUAUAACUUCAUGGGUCUGCAGUUCUACGGUGAAUGCUGGUCGGGACCAAACCCUGCACAGUAUAAACGACACGGCGCAUCAUCUGACUGCAUCACGUAUGCGUAUAAACCUUGCACAGGUGGUGACUGCAUCGGCAAAAAGAGCACGAACUAUGUAUACGGCGUACAAGCAAGAGGUUCUUCACCAACGAAUAAGCCCACUGAAACAGAGACUUUACCCACAACACUUCCUACAACCCCUACCCCCACAAAACGCCCCAGUCCCUCUCCCACGGGAACUGGUACUCCAACAAGGAAACCUGAGCCUACUCUUAGCCCAACCAGAAUGCUCAGCGGUCUGCUGUGUCAAUCGUUUGUUGUAAGUCUGUGUACUCGACAAGACACUUCAGGAAUGGAGCAGCCUUGUGACCUAUGUGGACUGAUAAGGAAUAUUUACACAGGGUACCCGUGCUUUAGGAGUGUCGAAAUAAUUGGGACCAGAUUGACUCCAACUCAUACAAUCACCAACAUGUUAGUCCAGUUCUCCUGUGUUGGCCGUCAUCUUCAGGUCCUUGAAAGAGUGCUUCGGGAUAAAAACGUCCAAGCGAGCUGCUUCAAUUGUCCUCCAAAGAUAAAUGUCGUUCUAGCUACCCCAUCACCUUGCCAACAGCCUCUGUUUUCAUGUCCGAUGUCCUGUCAAUCACCUAUGCAAGCUCCUCCUAUUCCACCGAUGCCCUUGAUGUCUACUUGUCAUUUGAUGCCCUGGAUACCGGGUACUGGCGCCAUGGUAACGGGUACUGGCGCCAUGGUAACGGGAGGUGUUGCUCCUGGGGUUUGUCCCCAGCCCGGGUGUCCGGCAAUAUGCACACCAAGAUGCAAAAAGUCCUGUUGUAGUUCGCGGUCUUAGAGACCGUACAAAGGUGUCAGGUAACUCGCGGUCAACGAGAAUACAAAAUUCUUUUCACUGAGUCUCUCGAUGUUUUCAAAAUCAUCUCUGGGACUGAUAACGCUUUUUUUUAGAUCAUACAAUUAGUUGUUUUGGUCUUUUUUUAAUAAUGACAAAUGUACCAUCAAACUUUAAACUAUCAUUUUUUUUUAACAAACGGCAAAAAAUUCAAAAUACUAUUGUUUUGAAUUACAAGAGGGUUUCGGUACAGGCCCAUAUUUCUGUACUUUUGUAUUGGUAGCAUUGAAUUAGGAUAAACUAAUGGGUAUAUUGAA
Messenger RNA from Nematostella vectensis (starlet sea anemone), 1604 nucleotides. RefSeq lists its product as uncharacterized. NCBI's taxonomy places the organism in Eukaryota, Metazoa, Cnidaria, Anthozoa, Actiniaria, Edwardsiidae. The transcript is spliced from 10 exons. The record is from RefSeq and is a predicted model, not a curated record. Bases 127 to 1290 code for a protein of 387 amino acids.